This is a messenger RNA of Rhea pennata, 1002 nucleotides long. RefSeq names its product trace amine-associated receptor 1-like. The coding region runs from base 1 to 1002 and encodes 333 amino acids. Gene Ontology annotation, cellular component: dendrite; plasma membrane. The record is from RefSeq and is a predicted model, not a curated record. Gene Ontology annotation, molecular function: neurotransmitter receptor activity; G protein-coupled serotonin receptor activity; trace-amine receptor activity. The transcript has a single exon. NCBI's taxonomy places the organism in Eukaryota, Metazoa, Chordata, Aves, Rheiformes, Rheidae. Gene Ontology annotation, biological process: chemical synaptic transmission; G protein-coupled receptor signaling pathway, coupled to cyclic nucleotide second messenger.
AUGCAGCUGUGUUGUGAAUCCAUAAACGGCUCUUGCACAAAAAGCACUUGGUCAAAUAGUAUCCGCAUUUCCAUGUAUAUUGUCUUGGCUUUCAUCAUUCUGGCUACAGUGAUUGGAAAUCUGACAGUUGUCAUCUCAAUAUCACAUUUCAAGCAGCUCCAUACGCCUACCAAUUUCCUGAUACUUUCCAUGGCUACAGUUGACUUUUUACUGGGAUUCUUCAUCAUGCCUUACAGCAUGGUGCGUUCUGUUGAACACUGCUGGUAUUUUGGGAAGUUCUUUUGCAAGAUUCACACGAGCGUGGACAUUAUGCUGAGCACAGCUUCCAUCUUCCAUCUCUCCUUCAUAUCUGUUGAUCGUUACUAUGCUGUUUGUGAUCCUCUAAGAUACAAAUCAAAGAUAAAUACUUAUGUCAUCCUGGUCAUGAUAUUCAUAAGUUGGACUGUUCCUGCAGCAUUUGCUUUUGGGAUGAUCUUUCUAGAGCUGAAUCUGAGAGGAACAGAAGAGAUUUAUAAUCACAUCCAUUGUGCAGGGGGAUGCUUUGUUUUUUUUAGUGAAACUUCAGGUAUUGUGGCCUCCAUGGUGUCUUUUUACAUCCCUGGAUUCAUUAUGCUGUACAUAUAUAGGAAAAUAUACUCUGUAGCCAAGAGGCAAGCAAGAUCCAUUGAUGCCAUCAGCCAAAAAACGAUCCAGUUUGAAAUGGAGCACCACAUUUCAGGCUGCAGAGAAAGGAAAGCUGCAAAGACCCUAGGCAUAGUUAUGGGAGUAUUUCUCAUAUGCUGGUGUCCAUUCUUCUUCUUUACAGUAACCAAUCCAUUUAUGAAUUAUGUUACACCUCCCGUUCUCAUUGACGCUUUGGUUUGGUUUGGUUAUUUAAAUUCUACAUUUAAUCCAAUUGUUUAUGCAUUUUUUUAUAUUUAUUUUCGCAGAGCAUUAAGGAUGGUUCUGUUCGGAAAAGUUUUUAAACAAGACUCUUCCAGGACUCAAUUAUUUCUAGACUAA